AUGUCGAGUUUUGGUUCGUGGUUUCUUGAAGCCAACUUUGGCCUUGGCAUUAGUGGCAGUGACGCAUGGUGUUGUCCCAUGACGGUGCGUGGACACUUAACUCUUGGUUAUGGAUAUUUUCCCAUGUUUGACCCGACACCUGCUAGAAUCAAAGACUUUGGGAACUUCUCUAACGUGGACGUUGCGAACAUACCGCACUGGGACCUACAACACGCCCACGCCGAUAGCUUUGGCACAUUAUCAACCAACGUUGCAAGCUGGGCACGAAUUAAAGCAAGGUUGACGGGGUAUUGGCUUUGCACCGAACAAUGGUUGAACAAGGGAACUAGAGCGAAUAACCAACCGAAAAACCAAAGUGUGCUUUGUGAGGUCUUUCAACCUGUUGUGAAAGGCUCCACAGCGUAUGUCUGCAAAGGAUACAUCCCUUAUUUGGAACUCAAGGCAACGGUCGAAAAAUGUGACUUCAAAAGUUUUCACGAAGGUCUAGGAACUCGCAGCCAAAAUAUCGAGUAUUUAGCGAGACUGCGAGGAAGGCGGCAAAUCCGACGGACUCUAGUUCGAGUACCACAUGAUGCGAAGGGCACCUCGACUGCGUGGCAGUGGUCUUCAAUGCCACGAACCUGA
Messenger RNA from Fomitiporia mediterranea MF3/22, 624 nucleotides. RefSeq lists its product as uncharacterized. The record is from RefSeq and is a predicted model, not a curated record. The transcript is spliced from 5 exons. Lineage: Eukaryota; Fungi; Basidiomycota; Agaricomycetes; Hymenochaetales; Hymenochaetaceae. The coding region runs from base 1 to 624 and encodes 207 amino acids.